AUGGAUAGUGAGAAGCACGUACAUAUAUCUUCUCCGAAAGGACCGGAAGAUGCUUCGAAUAUAGCCGACGAAUACCCUUCACCGGAACGAACUCACGCGACGUUAAAUGAACAUAUACCGGCUGACGAACCAUCAGUUCACCAGCAAGAGCAGGAAUCAUCAGCUCAAGAUGCAGAGAAUCAACAACAACAACAGCAGGAGCAGGAGCAGCAGGGAAAUGAUCAUCACGAAGAUACAGAUAUGCAAACCGAGUUGGUUAAUCAAGUAGCAGCUCAAGCCCUCGAAGCCGCUGUUGCAGCGGAAGCACGAGCCAAUUCUUCGACCCGAACUCAAGACCAAAAUCAAAGUCAGGAUGUGGAUAUGAAUAUCCAAAACCAGCAUCAACAGUCUCAGAUAAAUGGGAUUGGUGAAGAUCAAAUAAGACAACCGCAACAACAUCAUCCCAGACAACCUACAUUCCCUAAAUCACGAUUAUCUUCUGUCUCUACCUCAUCUCCUCAAUACACUCAUGGUCUACCGAUAUCAAGAAGCAGCAAACAGAAAAGUAUUACGCCGAAAUUGACACCUAAUGAGCAGAUAGCGAUUUUGAGAGAGGCAUAUGCGAAAAAUCCUAAUCCCGGUAAGAAACAAUUAGAGUAUUUGGCUGAGAAGACAGGUAGACCCUGGAAUAAGAUAAGAGAGUAUUUCAGACAGAGAAGAAAUAAGUUGAGAGGGUUGGAAGAUCUGGAGAAUAUGCAGGAACCCGGAAGAGCCAGUGGGUGGCUACAAGUAGCGUACCGUCAAGCUCCACCGACCGCUUCGAUCACUCAGCUAUCGUUAUAUAAUUCCUACAAGCACCGAUUUGAUCCUUAUUCGAUCACGACGCCGUUACUGGGAGGACAAGAAUUAAUUCAGCUAGCUUGCGCGACUUUUCCAGGAUGCGAGAUGGCAAAGGACGAAAAUGAUUAUGUGCUAAAAGGGUUGAAAGAGAAGGAAAAGGAGAAUAAUGAUAAUCAGAAUGAAAAUGGUAAUGAAGGCGAAAAUCAAGGUGAACAGGAAGAAUGGGAAAAGGGGAUGGAGGGUUUGGUAGAGCCACUGAGAGCUGGAAGUUGGUUAUUGAGCUCAUUCCAACAUCAGAAUGAUCCAAAUGCACCUUCCACUCUUACUCAAACGGAUCUGUAUACCUCAUAUGCAGCUAGAUUCGCUUCCCUCCUCAUCAGUGCCGGUCAAUCAGAAAGUACUCCUUCUCAAGAACAGUCCCAGCAACAGCCACCUCCAGCUCAAACUCAGGAAGAACAAGAUCACGAAGCGGACAUGCGGGCAUUUGAAGAAGCAGGUUUGAACGAUGGUGCCAACGAUCAAGAUCAGGAUCAAGAUCAAGAGCAAGAGCAAGAAGUGAUCGUUGAUGGAGACGGCAGUCACCAACAUCAAUCGUUAGCUUCUCUCUUACCUCUAUCUGAUCAACCCUCAUCAUCACUCGCUCCACCUCCGGUCCAACAACAGCAACAGCCAAAGAAAGAAAAUCGAUUAUUGAACCCAUUCGAAUUGAUCAAUUUGACCCGUAUGACUUUCCCCAAAUGUGAACCUGUUGUAGAUAGUUCAGGUAAAUUCGUAAUCAAGGGAUUGGAGAGAAGAUUAGGACAUAUACCCGGAUCGAGAGAGAGGGAAAGGGAAAUGUUCAAUUUCGCAUUAUAUAACGAAUCUAAACCUGGUGAAGCUUUCGUAGGGUUGAUGAAAAGGAAAUUGGGAAUGUUAAAUUCUGAUCCAAGUCCGACUUCGACCCCAAGAUCAACCACGAGGGAUGAAGAUGGAGAAAGAGAAUCAAAGAAGACAAAGAUUGAUGAGGCCAAACAAAAUGAAGAAAUGCAAGAUCGAAAUAAGAAUCAGAAUCCAAAUCAAGAUCUAUCAGAAGAAGAUAAAGAAUUGAUACAGGGUUUAAAGAGGUUUAGGAACAGUCAGUUGGGUGAUCAAGUUAGGGAUGUUUGUAUAAGUCAGUAG
Messenger RNA from Kwoniella botswanensis, 1977 nucleotides. RefSeq lists its product as uncharacterized. The record is from RefSeq and is a predicted model, not a curated record. Lineage: Eukaryota; Fungi; Basidiomycota; Tremellomycetes; Tremellales; Cryptococcaceae. Gene Ontology annotation, molecular function: DNA binding. The coding region runs from base 1 to 1977 and encodes 658 amino acids. The transcript has 4 exons.